AUGCCCGCUGGCAGCUCGCCGCCGGCGCGGCGCCGGCGCCGGAGCCGCAAGGAAGGUCCGCCGACACCCUCCCCGCUUCCCCCCUCCCAUAAACCGAACCCGCUGCCGCCCGGCACCGAGAUCGAGGUCCGCAUCGACGACGAGGGCUUCUACGGCUCCUGGUACGAGGCCACCGUCGUCGGCUUCGACCCCGCCACCGGCCGCAGGUCCCCGGCGAAGUACACCGUCGCCUACUCCCACCUCGAAGCCCAGUACGCCCCUGACUCCGUCGCUCCCUCCCACGUCCUCCCGCGGCCCCCGCCACCGUCGGGCCCGGGAUCUCCGUCGUCGACCCCGGCGCCGCCGCGCCUCCUCCUACAUGACUUCGCCGACGCCUUCGGCUGCAACGUCGCGCCCGCGCCCUCCCACGUCCGCCCGCGGCCCCCGCAUCCCCCGGGCCCGGGGUCACCGUCGUCGACCACGGCGCUGCCGCGCUUCCUCCUACAUGACUUCGUUGAGGUCUUCGACCGCAGCGGCUGGUGGUCGGGCAUCGUCGUCGCGCCUGCGCCCGCCGACCCCGGCUCCCCCGUCACCGUCGCAUUCCUCAUCACCCGCGAGGUCCUCCCUUUCCCCGCACACCUCGUCCGCCCCCAUCGCGACUACAUCGGUGGCGAGUGGGCCCCAUCGCUGUCCGUGAUCGCCGUCCAGCCGAGGCGUGCCGUCAGGGUCUACAAGGCCGGGGAGAAUGUCGAAUUGCUGAGGGAGCGGGAGGCGUACGGCAACUCCUGA
Molecule: messenger RNA, 768 nt
Organism: Panicum virgatum (switchgrass)
Lineage: Eukaryota; Viridiplantae; Streptophyta; Magnoliopsida; Poales; Poaceae
Product: vegetative cell wall protein gp1-like
Exons: 1
Coding region: 1-768 (255 amino acids)
Source: RefSeq, a predicted model, not a curated record